Messenger RNA from Monodelphis domestica (gray short-tailed opossum), 7695 nucleotides. It is a transcript of the gene PLEKHG4B, whose product is annotated as pleckstrin homology and RhoGEF domain containing G4B. The record is from RefSeq and is a predicted model, not a curated record. Gene Ontology annotation, molecular function: guanyl-nucleotide exchange factor activity. NCBI's taxonomy places the organism in Eukaryota, Metazoa, Chordata, Mammalia, Didelphimorphia, Didelphidae.
GGUUCUUAUUCAGGCAUAGGUUGGUUUAAUUAGUUGGCUUCCCAGCCUCUUUUGACUGAAUUUCCUAAAUUCUGAUUCUGAGGGGUUUCUUCUUCUUUUAUAUAGGAGCAGUCUUUCAAAUCUAACUAGGAGGGAAAAUUCUGGUGAGCCCUUUCUGCUCCAUCUUUCACAGUAAAUUUCAAAUUUCCUUUAACUACAGGUGCUUGGGCUCCUCAGGCUAAGAAAUCCAUACUCAACGGUAGCUGUUCUCGAGUUACCAAAGGCAUCAUUCCUUAUUGUCUGCUGGAUCCCUAUAAUCAGCAUAUCUGGGCUUUUGCAAAUCUGCUAAUGUGUUAAGCCAACUCUUGGAGCAAUUGUGCUUUGAUAUGGAAAGGAGAUUGUAAUUUCAUCUUGGAAGGAACGUUGCCGAAUUUUAAUUUCCCCCCUGGUGUAAAAUGAGAGAUGAAGAAUCUCUGGCUCCCCGAGGGGCAGUGAGAAUAGCUUUGUUUGGUGGGUGAGCGGGAAGCUCUCAGUUCUGUGCUGAUAGAGGAAGUUACAUCAGCCUGCAUAAUUAAGCAGCUUGAGAGCCUUUAGCUCGAGAAGCUCUGGAGGUGGGAGCUCUCCUUUUCUCACGGUCUAACAAGUGGGCAACUGGCUGGCCGAAUGCAGCCUGGGACUCUCCCUUAAGAAAUGUAGCACGGGACAGACAACAGGCUGCAGUGGAAAGCGAUGAGGGCAGCAGGGAAGUGUCAAAUGCCAUUUUUCAGGGGACCGGGGACUUCUGCACAGUGUGGGCUGUCUUGACAAAGUGGAUUUUAUGGAAACAUUUUUUACAUUGAGAUUGGAACAAAGGCAGUGCCAACAUGAAUCCCAGAGCCCCUGCUCCCAAGACCCGAGGGGAUAACUAUUUGAGCAUAAAGGAUUCUGAAUCCCUUGACACCUACAUUCAGAACACACUCUCUGCCCUGUAUCCCCCUUUUGAGGCAACAGCUGCCACUGUCCUGUGGCAGCUUUUCACUAUUGUUGAAAAGCUGUAUGGAGGAGAUGGUCUUCGUUGCCUGAUUGAUUUCCUUGUUCCUGCCAAGAGGAUCUUGCAGUGCAUUCAACAAGAAACUUGCGCUAGGUACACAGGCCUCAUUUUCUACCAUGAAGGUUGGCCACUGUGCAUCCAUGAGAAGGUGGUGGUACAGCUAGCGUCCCUCCACAAAGUUCGGCUCAAGCCAGGAGAUUUCUAUCUGCAAGUUGUCGCAGGAGGAAAGCAAUCUGCCAAACUUGUUCUGAAAUGCCUCGCUCAACAUGGACAAGGAAUGGAAGAAGUCACUGUACCUGAAGCCAUGUAUGGAUGCAUUUUCACAGCAGAGUUUUUGGAAAAUGUGAACUGUGAGAGGGCCAGUUUCCCUUUGCAGAGCUGCUUGCUGACCACAGGCACUGUAGUCUAUCGUACCCCAUGGAGCAACAUCAUGAACCCCAUCUUUGUCCCUACAUCUGAAACCAUCCUUCAUAAUUAUUCUGGCAGCCCAGUGCCAAACCCAUUGGGUCACCGAAAUCUAGAUUCCUAUUCACCCACACAAACCAUGGAGAGCAACCAUUCCCGAGGCAGCUCUACUUCCAAUGACACUGGUUGCACAGUUAUGGAGGCAUCACUAUCCUGUAGCCGUGGAAGCUCAGGGAGUGAUCUGUCCAGCCCACUUCAUUCCCCUGAAAGAAGAACUGAAUUAGAAAGCCCCAGAACCCCUACUGGAGAUUGUGAAGGAGAGUAUGUAAACCUUGCUGUGUUUGCUCAUGAGUCUCCUAGCUUUGAGAGGAGCCUUUCAGAACCCCCUGAGAUGUGUGAGGAGACAGAUAGAUCAAUCCAUGUUGAGGAAUUAUCUGACACAGUGGAAGAGAAGAAAACUGGCCUAAGAAAUAUUACUUUCAACACAGACUUGAGUAGUCCUUGUGCUAGGCGGAGGCAGCUGAGAGAUUCUACCUAUUUUGAGACCAGACGUCUAUUUCGAAAAUCAUACAUGGAAGCCUUGCAAAACCCAAUGCACCUUGGCUCCAGCUCAGAGGAGUCAAUAACAGAAGAAAUCUCAGACCCGAUCCUUCAUUCACCUAAAAUGAAUGAGAGAACAGGGGAUGUCAGGAUUGCUACUAAACCAACUCAGAAGCAAAGUUAUCUUUCUGAGAGGCUUCUCCCUAAAGAAGAACUAAGAGGAAACAUGAGUCCUAAGUCCUGCUCCCAGUCAUCAGACAAGCAACUUGGACCUGUUGGAUCUUCUAUAGUAUCUGGAAAGAGAGCUAUUCCCAGACGGUCUCAAUCCUUGGAUAGGUCGCACAAAAGUUCCCAGGAUAAAGGCCAUGAUCCCCGUCGGGCCUCAGAUGAUUCAUCAGAUGUAAAUCCUAAAAAGCUCUUAAAUGGACAAGCUUUAAGCCCUGAAAAAUUGGACCCCAACAACCACUUCUGCAUCGCUGUUCAAAGUCACAAAUGCACCAAAGAUGAUGAAGAUGUUCUUCAGAGCACAACCAUAAGAGAUGCAAAUGACAGCUUCCAAAGCCAUGAGUCCAACACAUUUUCAAAUGUAUCCCCUGAAUCGCUGCCCUGUGAGGGUGAACCACUGUCUACAAACACAGGAGACUUCUAUCACAAGCUACCCAACCAGUUACUUGAAAUCAACCAAGAAUUACUUCAGUCUGGAAUCAUUUCCAUCCCUGGGACCAGAGACCGUAACGGGAGGGCAGUGGUGCAGGUGUGCACCAGAAGUGCAUUCUGGUUAAAGGAGCAAUCUUCAAGCAAUGAACUCACCCGCCUUUUGAUGUACCUCUACGGCAUUCCCAGGAAGGAGGUGCGUGAUUUGGGACUGGUCAUCUUAGUAGACGCACGGAAAUGCCAGCCUGCUCCUGCUCUCUUCAAAGCUUUCACUGCAUUGCAGAAUUCAGCACCACAGUCCAUUAACAGCAUUCUGCUUCUGGUGGAUAAAGAAUCAGCUUUUAGACCUGACAAGGAUACAGCAUUGCAGCAAUGUGAGGUUCUGACCUCCCUGAAGGCCCUGCAUAAGCUCAUUGACAGUACACAGCUGACAACAGAGUUUGAUGGGACCUUUCUUUACAACCACAGUGACUGGAUCCGUUUCCGAAGGAAACUAGAACCAUUUGCUACAAACUGCAAAGAAGCCAUUACUUUUCUACAGAAUUCUGUCUGUUCCCUGACCACAAACAAGACCCUAAGUACAGUGCAAGAAGUGGUGGAACUAAUCAACAAACACAAGACAAUGAUGAAGCUUGUUCUGGAAGAUGUCCUUCUGGUAACGCUCCGCUUAGAAGGUGGCACAGUCCUGGCCAGGCUCCGGAAGGAAGACUUCUGUGGGACUGAAGAUUAUAGAGAUGCUAUGGAAGCUAUAACCAGACUAUAUAAUCAAGUAGAUGAAGAGGUCCAUAGGCUAGUCCUGUCAUCUAAUAAGUGUCUUCAGCAGCUGGAGAACCUACAAGAAUUAAGAAAGCUUGAGGAAGGGUGUAACCAGAUUAAAUUAUGGUUUGAAAAUGAGCGAGAAAAAUACCUUGGCCCUUUGGAGCUACUCUCUCUAGAGAAUGUGAAGAAAAAGCAAGAAGAAUUUCGGGCAUUUGGUGACAUGGUGAUGCAAUAUUGUAGAAAAGGACUACAAUUGGUGAAAGAUAAUAACUCACCAAAUAUGGAAGAAAAAAUCCAGAACUUCAAAAGAUACCUGAAUGAUAUCAUCAGCCAAACAGAGAGAAGGAAAGGGGAGCUGGAGAAGCUGGCAAAUCUCUAUGAAUUUUAUGAGACGGCAAACAGAUGGAUGCUCCAUUGCAAUGAGUACCUUGAACAUCUGUCGCUAGAGACUAAUUAUUCUCCAUCAGUGAUAGAGUAUUUAAAAAGCUAUCAUCAAGAAGCUACGAAAGUGUCUGCUGAAAACUUCCACAAAGUGAAUGAGAUGGUACUGGGCCUUGGUAGCAAGAAGGAGCAGAAACAGUGGAAUAUUUUAUGGCUGAAAUGUCAGCAGACCAAGCAUCGUUUAGAAGAGGUCCUCUCUGAAGCCAUCCGAGGAUCUGGCAGACAGUCUUUCAGCCAGGUUCUCCUGGAGUCUAGUUCAAAAGGAGAACAUGAGUUUGUCAUUGAAGGUCUGAGGAAGCAUGGUCAGGUGCCUGGACUUCCUCUUACUAGUCUUGACAGUAGCCUUUGGGAAAAUAAUGGACUGUUGUUCUCCCAGCGAGCUAGUUUCUCUGGAAUACAGGUUCUUUCAGAGCAAGAGGGGCCAAGCUCAGGAAUGUUUACUCCUCCUAGCACAUCACCCUCACCAAGUCUUACUCCACUGUUGGGGGGACUCCCCAGAACCAGUCCUCUCUUGGAGGACAUGGAUAACAUCUCUACUUGCUAUUCGGAACCCAUCCAGUCUCCAACUACCCGCCAUAGGAAACACCCCUUCAAGAAGAUCAUGAAGAAGACACAAAGCUUUGAACUUCCUCAGCUUGACAGCAGCCCCAGUGAGCUGCAUCGGCACGGAUACACUGGUGUUUACAUAAAAGGACUGGAGGUGGCCAGCAAUGUGGCCGCUGAGAAAAAACAUGGACAAAAGCCAAACAUUAAGAGCCCUCUGGUCAGUAGGAACCGAAGCUUGUCGUCCCCUUCCAGGAUUCAUCAUACCGAGGAGGAAAGAAAGAGAGCAGGAAGCAAUAAAGUGCAGCAUAUAAUGGAUGAAAUGAUCACCACUGAAAGGGAAUAUGUUAGAUCCUUAGGAUAUAUCAUCGACAACUAUUUUCCAGAAAUGGAAAGAAUGGACCUGCCCCAGGACUUGCGAGGGAAACGCAACAUAAUCUUUGGGAACCUGGAGAAGCUUUAUGAUUUCCACUGUCAGUAUUUCUUAAAAGAGCUGGAGCACUGCAGAGACUGCCCCUUGCCUGUCAGCCACUGUUUUCUGAGACAUGAGGAGCAGUUUGGAAUGUACGCACUCUACAGCAAAAAUAAACCGCAGUCGGACGCUUUGCUUAGCAGCCAUGGAAACGCCUUCUUUAAAAACAAGCAGCAAGACCUGGGCGAUAAGAUGGACUUAGCCUCCUACCUGCUUAAACCCAUCCAGAGGAUGAGUAAAUAUGCCCUGCUGCUAAAGGACAUGAUCAAAGAAUGCACCAAGACACAGGAACAGGAGCUCAGCGACCUCCGAGCUGCCGAGGAGAUGGUCAAAUUCCAGCUUCGCCACGGGAAUGACUUGCUGGCCAUGGAUGCCAUCCGGGGGUGUGAUGUGAAUUUAAAAGAACAAGGGCAGCUGAGAUGUCAAGAUGAAUUUAUUGUUUGUUGUGGAAGGAAAAAAUAUCUAAGACAUGUCUUCCUUUUUGAGGAUCUUAUCUUGUUUAGCAAGACCAAGAAGAUUGAUGGAGGAUAUGAUAUUUAUAUGUAUAAACAGUCAUUCAAGACUGCUGAAAUUGGAAUGACAGAAAACGUUGGAGACAGUGGUCUGAGGUUUGAGAUCUGGUUCCGAAGGAGGCGGAAAUCCCAAGAUACCUACAUCCUUCAAGCAAGUUCUGCAGAAGUGAAAAUUGCUUGGACAAAUAUCAUAGGGAAAAUCUUAUGGAGACAAGCGCUGAGGAACAGAGAACUCAGGAUGCAAGAAAUGGUGUCUAUGGGAAUAGGCAACAAACCAUUCAUGGAUAUCAAGCCCAGUGAUGCAGCCAUAAGUGAUCGGGCAAUAGAUUAUAUCAUGAAGGGAACAGAGUCGAGAUCUAGGGCAUCUAUAGCUGUGUCUUCAUUUGAUCACUCAACACCCUUUAAAAGGCCCCACUCUACCAUCUCCAACAGCAGUACCUCUUCCUCAAGCAGCCAGUCCUCAUCUUCAAUUUUGGGGUCACUAAACCUGCAUGUUUAUUCUAGUCCAUCUUAUUCAGGACUGCUAAGCCCUCCCUUCUAUCACUGGACUUAUGACAUUAAAACCUGUAUUGAGGAAGAUGAGCUAGAACAGGAAACUGGAAGCCAGCCAUCAAUGAUCACUGAGAGUUCUGAGUCAUCACAGUGCACCUCUGGUGAGAGCAUCAGCGGCUUUAGCAGCUCAGCCCACCCUGGGCUGUCCCAGCUUCUUCCAGACACAUUUUCAGAUGAAAGUGCUUCUAAUCCUGGCUCCAAGCCUCCCUCCCAGUGUACAUCUCCAGCUCUCCCUGGGAAGAAUUCCAGGUUGAAGCAUGAUAGUAAUCAGUAUAUUACAACAAACAAAACUUCUCAUGUAUUAGGCUUCUCAACAGUGGUUUGACUGGCAGGCAAACAUUCACUGUGAUUGCUCUGACCUUGAUGACACUGUCCAUGCAACAACUAUCUCAGAGCUCUUUGGACCCAGACACGAGAAUGAAGAACACUAUCUGCAUGUCUGCUAAUACAUGAGUCAGGAAGAAAAGGAUCACAUCCUAUGCACCAACAAUUCCUGCAUUACAAGGACCAAUCGAGCUGCUAUGCCCUAGGAGUCACCUCUUCUUUGAUGUUCACUCCACCUUAUCCCUGUGCAUUAUUUCAGCCUAGCUUGAGCAUCAUUUUUACUCCCUGAUUGUGCUCCAACAUGUCAGGGAGAAGGCUAAUGAGCCUUUAGACUCAAUCUCACCCUCAGACUAACCAAAUGUGGACCUGCCACCCAAAGAAAGUCAACCAGCCUUUCAGAAUAGCAGCAAAGGGACCUGAGUACAGCUGAGAAAUCGCCAAGGAAACAGAAACAUUUCUUUCUUGAAAAGACACGGCCUCUUUACCUAUUUUGAAGGGCAUAUAAUUCACUCUUCAAGAUUGCAUGGGACAAAGGCACUGCAAAACACAAAAAUCACUACUUGGUCCCAGCUGGGGAUGCUUUUGCCCCUGCACCAUCCAUUCCCAGCCCAUCUGCAUCUUUCAAAUAAAGAUGGGCAUAGUUUUGGUAACAGACUUUUACAUUUUGUUUUUUAAAUGGUUUUGUUAGUAGUGGACCUAACUCGCAGAGCCAAACCACGGGCUAAAUUCUUACUGAAGGAGUGGGUACCUAAAGUGUGCUUGCCAUUGAUUUAAGGGAGCAGAAAUUAGCCCUAAUUGUGUAUGUCUGUGCAUACGUCCGUCUGCCUCUCUGGCUGAGGUUGAGAACUUCAAACUUUUUUCUUUCUUUUCUAACGAAUUGUAUGUAAAUAGUGUAGGAGAUAUAUUAGUAAUUGCAGUCAACUCUUGAUUGUCCACACCAGGCUAAGGAGGCCAAGAUGUUUGAAGACCACCAAUACUCCAUAAAGCCAGGCCAACGUGACCAGCCCACUUCCCUUGGCCAGUUUUCCUGCUAUGCUCCCAACAAUUCCUGCCUGGAGAAUCCCAAGUUGACUUGGUAUUGUGCAAUCCUGUCCAUGCAGGCAACUGGUAAGGAGUGAGCUGACCUCUCAACAAAAGCAAAAAAAUGGGCCACCAGCUGGAAGCUUUUGUAAAUAGUACUCUGGGACCUCACUUUUGAAAUCUCAUAAUUAGGAGAAGGUCUUGUCUUAUCAACAUAGUAGCAUCUUUUGCAAGGGUCCACAAAGGCAACGUGUAUAGAUAAAAGAAUAUGGGCCAUUUUAGAAAAUGAUAAUGAUUUUAGUCACGGUUUUUAAAAAGUAUUUUCAACCACUUUUUCAGAAAUCGAAUAUUUCGUUAUCUGUCAACUGUUGAUAAUGAUUUACUUUUGUUAUUUUGUUUCAAUACAAACUUGUUUAAUACUUAAAAAUAAAUAAAUGGAUCAUUUUUCUACUGUUUCACAUUUC